GCGGCCACGCGGUUACUACCGACGGGCUCAGAGGAAGUCACUGAGAUUGGGAAACUGGCUGCAGCUCCGAACCGGGAAAACAAAAAACCCCCAAACUACACUCAACUCGAGGACGUGAAGGAGGAUCUCCGGGACUCCUGUGUAUUCUCCAACCAUCCAAAGUUCGGGAAAAUGGACUGAGACACGCAGAUGGAGGCGGCGAGAAGUUUGUUGCUGGUCGGGGCCGUUUGGCUGGGAGCGACGGGCGCCUGGAGCCGGGAAGUUUGCCUGGGAACGGACAUGAAGCUGGCUCUGCCCUCCAGCCUGGAAAAUCACUACGAGACCCUGAAGCUGCUCUACACCGGCUGCCAGGUCGUCCACGGCAACCUGGAGAUCACACACCUGAGCGGAAACCCGGACCUUUCCUUCCUGAAGGAAAUCGUAGAGGUGCAGGGUUAUGUACUCAUUGCACACGUCUCAGUGAGCCUGGUGCCGUUGGACAACCUUCAGAUCAUCAGAGGAAGCCAUUUUUACAACUCCAACUAUUCGCUGGCUGUGCUGGACAACCAGGGGCUGCAGACGCUGCGACUUCGUAACCUCAAAGAGAUCCUGUUGGGCGGGGUGUCUAUUUUGGGGAACCCCCAGUUGUGCUUCCCGGACCCGGAGAACAUCAUAUGGAGGGACACUCUGGACGAACAGAACACCAAACCGCUCCGCCUGCAGGCCCGAGCUCCCAACUGUCCAAGUUGUCAUUCUGCAUGUGGGAAGAGCUGCUGGGGGGAAACGGAGCAGGACUGUCAAACACUGACCAGAAUAAACUGUGUGCUGGGCUGUCAGCGAUGCAAAGGUCCGUUACCUAGUGACUGCUGUCACAAGCAGUGUGCGGCUGGAUGCACCGGACCCAGAGACUCGGACUGUUUGGCGUGUCUUCACUUCAACGACAGUGGGAUGUGCAAAGAGAACUGCCCCCCACCCAACUUCUACGACCCCGUCACCUACCAGAGCAAACCCAACCCCAACAAGAAGCUGAGCUUUGGCGCCACCUGCGUCAAGACGUGUCCCUAUAACUACCUGGCCAUGGAAGUGGCCUGCACUUUGAACUGUCCCACAUCCAACAAGGAAGUCAUCAUCAGGCAGCCGGACGGCACUGAGACGCAGAAAUGCGAAAAGUGUGACGAUAAAUGCACCAAAGAUUGCUACUUCCUGGGUCCGGACAACCUGGGCGUCAUGGACGACCACAGCGUUGUGGUGGUGACGCCUGCCAAUGUGGGUCAGUUCACCAGGUGCGCCAAAAUCUACGGAAGCCUGGCUUUCCGCGCCGAGAGCUUCGCCAGGGACCCGGUGACCAACUCAUCCAGCCUGACUUUGGAGCAGCUGCAAGGCUUCAGGAAGCUGGAGGAGAUUGCAGGUUAUUUGUACAUCGACGCCUGGCCUGAGGAAUGGAGCAACCUUUCUGUGUUUGAGAACCUCAAAGUGAUCAGAGGCAGGAUGCUCUACAUGGGUGUGUUUUCACUGGCCAUCCAGAAUCUGCACAUCCAGUCUCUGGGGCUGCGUUCGCUGCGCAGCGUCAGCGGAGGCCUGGUGUUGUUGUACAACAACUCUGAGCUGUGCUACACCGACUCUGUGCCCUGGGGGUCAAUCCUUCAUCCCACUGAGGGGCCGCAGCGCAUCGUCAGGCUCAACCGGGAACCCAAAGUGUGCGAGGUGGAGGGACGUGUUUGCCAUCCACUAUGCAAGGGGGGCUGUUGGGGCCCAGGGCCCAGCCAGUGCGUGUCUUGCAAGACGUUCCAGCGAGGCACCGUGUGUGUGGAGCAGUGUGACGUCUAUCAGGGAGCUGUUCCUGAAUACAUUGAUGGGUCUUUGUGCAAAACCUGCCAUGAGGAGUGUCGCCCUCUGAACGCCUCAGCGUCCUGCCAUGGCCCGGGUGCAGACGACUGCACCGAGUGUCUGCACUAUCAGGACGAAAAGAUUUGUGUGGAACGUUGUCCCAGCGGAGUGAAGGAAGAUCAACAAACUGUGUGGAAAUACAGCAAUGAAACGCGACACUGUCUGCCCUGCAACACUAACUGCACACUGUCCUGCACCCUGAUGGAUGAGAGAGGCUGCCCCAUAGACCCCAGGACGGGCCCGGCCACAACCAUCGCCGCUGCAGUCGGUGGAGUCGUGCUCUUCCUCAUCCUGCUGGGUCUGCUGGUCUUUUACCUGAAGAGACAGAAGAAACUGAAAAGGAAGGAGACGAUGAGGAGGUACCUGCAGGAACAGGAGCUGGUGGAGCCGUUGACGCCGAGCGGCGCGUCUCCAAACCAGGCUCAGAUGCGAAUCCUGAAAGAGACGGAGUUGAAGAAGCUCCGGCCUCUGGGCGCAGGGGCCUUUGGGACUGUCUAUAAGGGGGUGUGGGCUCCAGAAGGAGAACACAUAACAAUACCGGUGGCCAUUAAAGUCUUGAGGGAGAACACUUCACCGAAAGGGAACAAAGACAUUCUUGAUGAGGCGUUUGUGAUGGCGUCGGUCACCAGCCCUUACGUCUGUCGCCUCCUGGGGAUUUGCCUGACGUCCGCCGUGCAGCUGGUCACCCAGCUCAUGCCGUACGGCUGCCUCCUCGACUACGUCAGGGAGAACAAGGAUCGCAUCGGUUCCCAGUGCCUCCUGAACUGGUGUGUCCAGAUUGCGAAGGGGAUGAAUUAUCUGGAGGACAUUCGGUUGGUCCACAGAGAUCUGGCUGCCCGCAACGUUCUGGUGAAGAACCCGAACCACGUCAAGAUCACAGACUUCGGCCUGGCCCGACUGCUGGACAUAGACGAGACAGAGUAUCACGCUGAUGGAGGAAAGGUACCGAUUAAAUGGAUGGCUUUGGAGUCGAUUCUGCACAGGAAGUUCACCCAUCAGAGUGACGUCUGGAGCUACGGGGUGACGGUUUGGGAGCUGAUGACCUUCGGCUCCAAGCCGUACGAUACCAUUGCGGCGAGGGAAAUCCCAGAUCUGCUGGAGGGAGGAGAGCGGCUUCCUCAGCCCCCGAUCUGCACCAUCGACGUCUACAUGAUCAUGGUCAAAUGCUGGAUGAUCGAUCCAGACAGCAGGCCCAAGUUCAAAGAUCUGGUUCAGGACCUCAGUGCCAUGGCGAGAGAUCCGUCUCGCUACUUAGUCAUUCAGAACGACGAGCAGAUGAGCUCCUGCAGCCCAGUGGACAGCCAGUUCUACCGGAUGCUUCUGGAGGAAGGCGAGAACGUGGGGGACAUGAUGGAUGCCGAGGAGUACCUGGUACCGCAGCCCAACCUGUUCCCCAGAACCAGGGGCGACGAGGCCCAGGCCAACGGGCCGAGCCGCCACCCGUCCUACCAAAGCAAAGAUCUGGAUGUUGAUCCCAUGACCCCUGGUGGAGCUCAGAGCAUGUACUCGUCUGUGAGUACUUUGGGCCGCAGCCAGUGCCCCACCCUGCCAGUGGGAGCAAGCAACGGCCUGUGGCCCCAGUUGGCUCGUACCACUUCAGCAGGAGGCCAGUCUGACUCCGUCUUCUUGGAUGCGACUCCAGACGGACAUUUCUUAUCGCCGUCCAGCCCUGGACGCUACUGCAAAGACCCCACCUACCCCAGAGAGAGCCAUGACCUGGAAACCGAUGAGACGGACGGCUUUCACCAUCCUAAUCACCUGCAUCACUCCCUGCCCAGGAGGAGCCAGAGACCGGCCAUGCCAGAGUACGUCAACCAGGAGAUGCUGGAUCCCAGACCGGCGGUCCCAGAGCGACCCACUACGCUCCCACGUAAAGGCUCCAGACCGGACCGACGGCUCCCCAACGGACUCGGGUCCGGCCACAGCGUUGAGAACCCGGGGUACCUCAUCCCCGUCAACUCCGCCUGCCCCGCCUUCGACAACCCGUACUACCUGGACCUCGGGGGCAAAGCCAACGGCGCUCCGCCGGGAGCGGCGGGAGACGGCGCCGCGACCCAGGAGACCAACGGAAACAUCACCAGGCACAUCAACGGGUUCGUCACAUCCACCGCGGAAAACCCAGAGUAUCUCGGACUUGCAGAUACCUGGACUGGUCACACUUGAGGAGGAGGAACAGGAACUGCAGGAGUUGCUGAUUGAGUUGGGAAGACGGUUUGUUUUGUGACGGACCUGAGUGGAGUCCUUGUUUGAAUGUGAGCACAUCGAUUUGAGGCCGACUAUCAGAAAACUCGCUGCUGACUCCAGCGCAGUGUAGCAAUAAUAUGGUGUCUGUGACAUCGUGUGAAUUCAUCUACAAUUAGGGACGCUUUGGUGAAAAACUCAUCCCAGUUUGACGAUAAAGAACCAUUCAACUGUUUUUCUUCACUGUUUAAUUAACAUUCAGGCUUUUUUCCCACUACAUAUGAAGUAGUUUUUGUAUUUUUUUCUCAACUACCACAGACAAAACAAUCCAAGAUGUGCAUUGAGGAUGGUGUUUAGUAUUCUGGUCACAUUUGACGGAGGUCUCUAGUGCCCUCAAAGCCAUUUUGUCUCAAACAGAGAAGGCCCUUGCAGCCCAUCUGGCCUUUGGGUUUGCUCCCUGAAAGAAAGGCUUCCUGUAUAGCGAAGACAGCAGCUUUGUGCCGCUCUGACGUAUCGGACCGCAGCUACUUUGUGGAGUCCGAGUAGACUUCAUAAGCUAAUGCAUAUUAAAAGCCAACACUUACCCAAGAAUCUGUGCAUAUUCCGAGCCAGUGAGCCACUCUCUGCAAGUUGGAAAGGAUAUUUCACAAAAAGUUGGAAGAGAUUUCUGUUAGGAUGCAAAAAAAGCCUUCAGAGAAGACAAAAACCGCCCCUCUGCUCCAUUUGGAUAAUCAAUGCAUGAACAGCCAGUUAAUAAUUGACUUUACCAAGUAAGUUUGGUCUAGUUCCUACUUAAAGUUCACUUGAAAUAUGACAAGUAACUUUUCAGCAAGAUAAAAGCUUGUUUUCAUAUCAUAAUUACCUAACAUUGUUGAGAAAGUACUAAUUCUACUGGCAGAUUAUUUAAUUUAUAACAUAGGAAGAGGUUUCGUCAUAAUCUGCUGGGAGACGGGCUGGACUUGGCCGGCGUUGCUCAGUAACGCCGCACUUCCAGUUGAUUGUGAAAUAAUCUUCCAGUGGAACAAGCACUUUUCCCAACAAUAUUAAGGAAUUAUUUUGUUAAAACAAGCUUCUGUGUCUUGCUGGAAAGUUACUUGUAAAUGAGUGUUUCUUAUUUUAAGUGUACUUAGAUAUUUUCAUUAGAAAUAAACCAAAACUACUUGGUAAAAUUUGAGUUUUUUGCUGUGUGCCGGUGGCAGUAUUUCUCACUUCUACUACGCUGCUUGAUGCCUUCCUUGAUGUCACGAUAUAAUCCGCGAUCGAUGUGACGAGAAACAAAGAGUUGCAUUCAACAUCAUAAAUAAGCGCAUUUAUAGCGCUUAUUUUCAAAUUGGCAUCAGUAUUUUUGUUCCAGUUUCUAGGGAAAAUAUCUUAGUUCACUUGAAAUAAGACAAAACUAUCUUAAGAAAUGAUUUUCAGCAAGAUGCAGGAGCUUCCUUAAUAUCGAUGAAAAAGAUAAUUUCACUUAUAACAAGACAUUUUUCCACAACAUAAGUAAAAUAAUCUACCAAUUUAACUAGAACCUUUUUCAUUAAUACUCAGCAAAUACUGACUUAAAAGAAGCUCCUAUAUCUUAUUGAAAAGUUACUUAGUUACUUUUGUCUCAUUUGCAGUGAACUGAAAUAUUUGCACUAGAAACUGGACCAAAAAUACUUGGUGAGAUUUUGUGUUUUUGCAGUGUAGCUGGUUUUUGACUCGAUCAAUGGAGCCUUUGUUGUUCUCAUCGUCGACGUUUUCCUUCCUCUUUGGAGAAGAAAGUCGCGACAUACUGACUGUACAACUAUUACUACUGAUCUGCGGCCUUUUAAAGCAAUGGCUCGGAUACUUCCUGAAUGUAUCUCACCCACCAAGUUUGCGUCAAAUUUUAUGUUUAAUACGGGUUUUGAAGAGUUUUGUUCCAGAAUUACGUCUUUAAGAUUUCUAAAUACUUUAUUUUUUUUGUUUUUAAAUGUAUGUAACAUGUCAGGGAUUUUCUUUUAACACAUUCAGUUUUUUUAAUUUGUAAAAAAUAUAUUACAUAAACAAUGUAUUAAUUAGGGAGGAAAAAGACUUCAUACAGAUACAGUAUAAUGUGUCAUCUUGUUUGGUAAAGAUGUGUAAAAACAACCCAAAAAGUGAAACAAUUCAAGGAAAAACAUAUUUAGAAAUAAUUGAUUUUUU
Poeciliopsis prolifica (blackstripe livebearer) is the source of this 6207-nucleotide messenger RNA. RefSeq names its product erb-b2 receptor tyrosine kinase 2 (gene erbb2). The record is from RefSeq and is a predicted model, not a curated record. Gene Ontology annotation, cellular component: signaling receptor complex; basal plasma membrane. Gene Ontology annotation, biological process: neuron differentiation; multicellular organism development; cell surface receptor protein tyrosine kinase signaling pathway. NCBI's taxonomy places the organism in Eukaryota, Metazoa, Chordata, Actinopteri, Cyprinodontiformes, Poeciliidae. Gene Ontology annotation, molecular function: transmembrane receptor protein tyrosine kinase activity; ATP binding.